Panicum virgatum (switchgrass) is the source of this 1808-nucleotide messenger RNA. RefSeq lists its product as uncharacterized. The coding region runs from base 738 to 1430 and encodes 230 amino acids. NCBI's taxonomy places the organism in Eukaryota, Viridiplantae, Streptophyta, Magnoliopsida, Poales, Poaceae. The record is from RefSeq and is a predicted model, not a curated record. The transcript has 8 exons.
CCCAUUAAACCCUAGCAAGCUCGCCCUCGCCUCCCUCGUUUCGCCUCGCGCGAUGCCGCCGCCGCCCUCUCUCCAACCCUAGCAUCCGCAUCCGCCUCCCCCUCCCCGUCGCGAGCGCCUCCGCCGCCGCUUCCCCCGUCCCCAUCCCCAUCCUCCGUCGCUGUCCCCGUACCCGUCCCCGAGCGCCGCCGCUCCGUCCUUCCCAUCCUGGUCGCGCCACCACCUCCGCCGGCGCGUCGUACGCCUCCCACACCCGUCCCCGAGCGCCGCCGCUCCGUCCUUCCCAUCCGGGUCGCGCCACCACCUCCGCCGGCGCGUCGUACGCCUCCCACAGCUGCCGGACCUUCGCCGGGAGGUCAAGAUCCGCACCGAGCCGCCAUUCCCCGUCGCCUCCGCCACCCGUCCCACGUCGGUUUCUGCGCUGCCGCCAAGAAGGGUCUGGUGGAGAAAGCAUAUAUAGUGGGAAAUUUGCAGAUGAAGCUUGUGCCCUACGCCAUGAUGAUCGUGGUCUCUUGACAACUGCAGAUACUGGCUCCCAAUUCUGUAUUACUUUCAAGCCUAAUUCUCAUCUUGACAGGGUCUUUUAAAUCUCCACUGUUGCCUAAUUCAAAUUGAACAACCCUGCUUGUAGAAAUACAGUUGGCAUUUGGCAAGUGAGCGAGGGUGGAAACUAUAAUUGUAUCCACACAUUGAAAGAUCAUACUACUGAGCUGUUACAGGAUAUCCUGACAUCCACCAUGGCUAACAACACUAGAACUGUCUCUAGCCUCGAUGAGGUCAAUGUUGUCUUGCAAGAGAUGGGCAUCAAUGCGAUUGCCAAAGCCAAUCAAGUUGAAUUUCGUUUGCAUGAGCAAACAUCUCUUCAAAAUGCAAUGAACUUGAAGGCAAAGGUCCGACCUGGAAGGUGUGGCUUCAAAUUGCUUAAUCCUGAACUGUUGGAAUGCAAAUAUAAAGCCAUGCUCAAGGUUCAGGAGACUUUUAAUACAAUGUUGCAGACAUGCAUGGCUGAGUGUGACCUUCAGAUGCAUCCACUUGAAGUCCAGAUUGUGAAUCUGAAUCAACUCUUGCUCUCCACUGAUGCGCAAAUCCCACAUGUUGGACCUCCACGUGAGGAAAGGAAUCGUGGGGUACAACAAAAUAUCUAUCCAAACCCACCGUUUCCUGAGGAUCCAAGUUUUGAGUUUGCUCCUGGAAAUCAAAGAGUACCUUAUCAGACAGCUUUUGCUACAAAUGAAGAGCUGGAUGCAGCUAUUUAUCGUGAUAAGCGUGCUCAGAGGGCCUUCUGGAGGACCAAUCUGCGCCUUUUGGAGAGAAAAAAAUCCGUUCUGGAGAAGAAGAUCGACCUGGAAAAAAGUUUGAGAGCGGAGUUUUGUCAAGUGAUCGAAGAGCAAUCAGAUCUUGGGGUUGGCUACGCGAAUUUCACCAUAUAGAUGCCUGACCAACGCGUCCUUAGGGUGGACAUGCUUCGGUGAAGGGCAGCCAUGACGAAGGCAUUGGUGAACAGAGCAACAGUGCUGAAGUGGAGCCAUGCAGUUGUCUAUUUCUGAUUGGAAUGUAAUGAGCAGUUUGUAAGAUUAAGUGGUAUAUGGAGCCAAAGUUCAGCUAGGCGCUAGGCGGAAUCAGGGCGCUGACCCACUGCCUAGCGCCUAGUUGGUAGUACUUGGCUCUAGGCGGCGCUAGGCGUUUUUCUAGGCGUUUUGGCAAUAUAGCCAUAAAUUAUAUAUAUAUUAUGUAUAUAACUAUAUAUAUAUAUAUGUAUAUAACUACUAUAUAUGAGUCACAGUAAGUAUAAAAAGAGGGGUAGUAGA